GAACUUGGAGGAAUGUUCACAAAAAGCGUGAUUUUAGUGACACUUUUGGGAGGUGCAUUGGCUGCAGUCAGCAAGCCAACAUGCAACGAAAAUUUAACUGAGGAUUACGUGCAAGAUCCUGAGGCUUGCAAUCGAUACUAUCGAUGUGUCAAUGGGCAGAUGCAUGACUUUUCCUGCCCCUUUGGGAUGCACUGGCAGCAAGAAGAACGCAAAUGUGUCCUCGAAGGUCAGUCAACUUGCAGGAUGAGACCUAAUGAUAUUCCGGAUUGGCCACCGAUUUACCCUCAACCAACCACUGCACCGCCCAACACACCCCCAACUGCACCACCUACUUGUGCACCUGGCGUUAUGGUCGCUUGGCCGGAUAACCACGACUGCCGACGCUUCUACCUUUGUAUCGAAGGCGAUCUUUGGCACAUGUGGUGUCAACCUGGAACACGCUUUGACUACAUGACUCGUCGAUGCGAUCCUAAUGCUAUCUGCGUUCCAGGAGCAGUUGUAGGUCUCGAAGAAAUAUAGUCUUGAGACAAUAAAGAUGGAUUGGUAAAUCCUACUUGCUAAAGUUUCUUGAAAUUUGUCUUAAACUGUUGCUGGUUUCAAGAAAAAUCCAACAUUCGAACAAAAAAUAUUAAGUUCAACCUGAGCAACCUUAGUACUGUUAUAUUUUAUAACACUUUGAAAAUAUCUAUCAACAACCACAGAAAAAAUGCACCGAUUCGCAGAGUGUUUCUAAUAACUUACUGUUAUAAUUUAAAAAAUCUAUAUGAUUUGAGAUAGAGUAGUACAGUUUUAUAUUUUCUAAGAGUAUAACAGGUUCAUCACACAAUAAACAACAUCAAGAAAUAAA
Messenger RNA from Phlebotomus papatasi, 847 nucleotides. RefSeq names its product peritrophin-1-like. Gene Ontology annotation, molecular function: chitin binding. The transcript is spliced from 2 exons. The coding region runs from base 13 to 519 and encodes 168 amino acids. Gene Ontology annotation, cellular component: extracellular region. NCBI's taxonomy places the organism in Eukaryota, Metazoa, Arthropoda, Insecta, Diptera, Psychodidae. The record is from RefSeq and is a predicted model, not a curated record.